GUGUGCCACUUUUGACCAGGAAAGGAGCACCGGUCAGCAGGGUCUUCUGUUAGUGGGAGCACCACCUUCGCACUGCCACCUCUCACCAGAGGAGUCUGGUCUCCGCAGCCCCUAACUGCCUCUCCUCUCGUUGUCGUCUCUUGUGCUGAUCUUUAUUUUUUAUUUUUUCCACUAUAAGCUGAGGGGGACUUGUGAAGUCCUGACAGAGGCGGAACGAUGACAGCUGUCGAAACCCAAAUGACAUAUAACAGCUCCUAUACGAUCCAGCAUGAAGAAACGUACAUGACCCAGGAGGAUGACUGGGACAGGGACCUGCUGCUGGACCCCGCCUGGGAGAAGCAGCAAAGGAAGACCUUCACAGCUUGGUGCAACUCCCACUUGAGGAAAGCUGGAACACAGAUCGAGAACAUUGAGGAGGAUUUCAGGAAUGGCCUCAAACUCAUGCUGCUGCUGGAGGUCAUAUCAGGCGAGAGGCUGCCCAAACCUGACAAAGGAAAGAUGCGUUUCCACAAGAUCGCCAACGUGAACAAAGCUCUGGACUUCAUCUGCAGCAAGGGAGUCAAACUGGUGUCUAUUGGUGCAGAGGAAAUUGUUGACGGUAACGUGAAGAUGACCCUUGGAAUGAUCUGGACCAUCAUCCUGCGCUUCGCCAUCCAGGACAUCUCUGUGGAAGAGACCUCUGCUAAGGAAGGUCUGCUGCUGUGGUGCCAGAGGAAGACCGCCCCCUACAGGAACGUCAAUGUGCAGAACUUCCACAUCAGCUGGAAGGAUGGCCUGGCCCUGUGUGCCCUCAUCCACAGACACAGACCUGACCUCAUUGACUACUCCAAGCUGAGAAAGGACGACCCCAUCGGUAACCUGAACACGGCCUUUGAAGUUGCUGAGAAGUUCCUGGACAUCCCCAAGAUGCUCGAUGCUGAAGAUAUUGUGAACACACCCAAACCUGACGAGAAGGCCAUCAUGACCUACGUGUCCUGCUUCUAUCACGCCUUUGCCGGAGCUGAGCAGGCUGAGACAGCUGCUAACCGUAUCUGCAAGGUGCUGGCAGUCAACCAGGAGAAUGAGAAGCUGAUGGAGGAGUACGAGAAGCUGGCCAGCGAGCUGCUGGAGUGGAUCCGCCGGACCAUCCCCUGGCUGGAGAACCGUGUGGCGGAGCAGACCAUGCGUGCAAUGCAGCAAAAACUGGAGGAUUUCCGUGACUACCGCAGAGUUCACAAGCCCCCUCGCGUGCAGGAGAAAUGUCAGCUUGAGAUCAACUUCAACACCCUGCAGACAAAGCUGAGACUCAGCAACAGGCCCGCCUUCAUGCCCUCCGAGGGCAAGAUGGUGUCGGACAUUGCCAACGCCUGGAAAGGUCUGGAGCAGGUGGAGAAGGGCUACGAGGAGUGGCUGCUGACCGAGAUCCGCCGUCUGGAGAGACUGGACCACCUGGCGGAGAAGUUUAAACAGAAAUGUUCCAUGCACGAAUCCUGGACUGCAGGUAAGGAGGAACUUCUGUCCCAGAAAGACUACGAGUCGGCCUCUCUGAUGGAGAUCAGGGCCUUGAUGAGGAAGCACGAGGCUUUUGAGAGCGACCUGGCAGCUCACCAGGACAGAGUGGAGCAGAUCGCUGCCAUCGCCCAGGAGCUGAACGAGCUGGACUACCACGAUGCUGCCACAGUGAACGCCCGCUGCCAGGGCAUCUGUGACCAGUGGGACAACCUGGGGACCCUGACCCAGAAGAGGAGGGACUCUCUGGAGCGCGUGGAGAAACUGUGGGAGACUAUUGACCAGCUGUACCUGGAGUUUGCAAAGAGGGCAGCACCCUUCAAUAACUGGAUGGACGGAGCCAUGGAGGACCUGCAGGACAUGUUCAUUGUCCACAGCAUUGAGGAGAUCCAGAGUCUGAUCACCGCUCACGACCAGUUUAAGGCCACCCUGCCCGAGGCCGACAAGGAGCGCAUGGCCACCAUCGGCAUCCAUAACGAGAUCCUGAAGAUCGCCCAGACCUACGGCAUCAAGCUGUCCGGAAUCAACCCGUACACCAACCUGAGCCAGCUGGACAUCAGCAACAAGUGGGACGCUGUGAAGCACCUUGUACCCCUCAGAGACCAAAUGCUGCAGGAGGAGGUGGCCAGACAGCAGGCCAACGAGAGGCUGAGGCGCCAGUUUGCUGCCCAGGCCAACAUCAUUGGACCCUGGAUUCAAACCAAGAUGGAGGAGAUCAGCCACGUGUCCGUGGACAUCGCCGGCUCCCUGGAGGAACAGAUGAACAGCCUGAAGCAGUACGAACAGAACAUAAUCAACUACAAGUCCAACAUCGACAAGCUGGAGGGAGACCACCAGCUCAGCCAGGAGUCCCUGAUCUUCGACAACAAGCACACCAACUACACCAUGGAGCACGUCCGUGUGGGCUGGGAGCAGCUGCUCACCACCAUCGCCAGAACCAUCAACGAGGUGGAGAACCAGAUCCUGACCCGCGACGCCAAGGGCAUCAGCCAGGAGCAGCUGAACGAGUUCAGGGCCUCCUUCAACCACUUCGACAGGAAGAGGAACGGCAUGAUGGACCCAGACGACUUCCGGGCCUGUCUCAUCUCCAUGGGUUACGAUCUGGUCAGUGUGACACGGCGAUUUCAAGCACAGAUGGACCUCCAUGGUCUUCUAGACGUACUCAACAGGAUACUACAGGCGGUGUUGUUGAAGUUCUCCGUGUGUUUUGAACUACAGGGUGAGGUUGAAUUUGCCCGCAUCAUGACCCUGGUGGACCCGAACAACACCGGCGUGGUCACCUUCCAGGCCUUCAUCGACUUCAUGACCCGUGAGACCGCAGAGACGGACACGGCCGAGCAGGUCAUGGCUUCCUUCAAGAUCCUGGCUUCAGACAAGAACUACAUCACAGUGGACGAGCUGCGCAGGGAGCUACCGCCCGAGCAGGCAGAGUACUGCAUCAGCCGCAUGACCCGAUACGUCGGAGCCGACGCUUCCCCCGGCGCCCUGGACUACAUCUCCUUCUCCAGCGCCCUCUACGGAGAGAGCGACUUAUAAGCCCAGCCGUUGUCCUCUCCCUCCCCAGCUUCUGUUUCUCCUGUUCGGAGAAAGUGAUUUUAAACCCUUCACCUAUCCCUCUAAAUGCUUUGUUCUUUUCUCUUAAAUCUGAACUUUCACCCAAUGAUCCCCCCCUCCUCCCCUCCUAUCCCUCCCAUUAUGCCCAGGAACACUGCUUAGAGAGGAGGAGAGCAGGAGACCUUGCUCAAAUCUUAGAAACGGUGCUAGGACCGAGUUUUAAGAAGGCUGGGUCAGGUAUAGCAGUGAACGUAUGGAAGCGACAUACAUAGAUUAUACCUGCCUUAAAGGAGGAGUUACUGAGAGGGUUACAUUUUGAGCAAUGCCUCCUGCUCCCCUCCUCCCUAUCUUAUGAUUAUUUUUGUAGAAGGGUAAUUAAAGGAGAACAUGUGAUAAAAAAAAAAA
Molecule: messenger RNA, 3447 nt
Organism: Fundulus heteroclitus (mummichog)
Lineage: Eukaryota; Metazoa; Chordata; Actinopteri; Cyprinodontiformes; Fundulidae
Gene: actn3b
Product: actinin alpha 3b
Exons: 20
Coding region: 217-3024 (935 amino acids)
Biological process (GO): muscle cell development; actin cytoskeleton organization
Cellular component (GO): Z disc; cell projection; plasma membrane
Molecular function (GO): actin filament binding; calcium ion binding
Source: RefSeq, a predicted model, not a curated record